Cladophialophora yegresii CBS 114405 is the source of this 1059-nucleotide messenger RNA. RefSeq lists its product as uncharacterized. The record is from RefSeq and is a predicted model, not a curated record. NCBI's taxonomy places the organism in Eukaryota, Fungi, Ascomycota, Eurotiomycetes, Chaetothyriales, Herpotrichiellaceae. Bases 1 to 1059 code for a protein of 352 amino acids. The transcript has a single exon.
AUGUGCCGCUGGUUCGCCUACGUUUCGCCUACCGAGCCCUGUCUCCUCGAAGACGUACUCAUCACUCCGCAACACUCCCUGUCCAAGCAAGUUCACGAUCACUACCUUCCGAAGCUCUUCUCUCAUGUACCCGGGGAACAGACGACCAAGCAAGAAAUCACGUUGCGAAACCGCCUGUUCAAUGUCGACGGCUUCGGCAUGGUCUGGUACACGCCAUCCCGCUCAGGCUUCAUCACCGACAUCGAAGGCAGCCGCCCAGUCGUCUACAAGAACGCUCAGCCGCCGAACAACGACGCAAACUUCCACAGCAUCUGCGCCGGCACCGCGACGAAGGGCCUCUUUGCGCACAUCAGAGCCGCAACGGGGACCGGCGUCGCGGCCAUAAACAACCACCCAUUCACAUUCGGGCGGCACACGAUCAUGCACAACGGGCUGAUCAGCCACUUCGCCGACAUCCGCCGGCCCAUGCUCGAUCUGAUCGAAAAGUCGGCGUACGAGAACAUCCACGGCACGACGGACUCGGAACACCUGGCGGCACUGUACAUGACGAAUCUGACCAAGGACGUCGGCGGCGGCGGCGGCCCCGCGAGCUGGGAACGACAAUAUAGCCCCGCUGAGAUGCUGGACGCACUCAUCACGUCCUUCCACCAGAUCAUCGCGCUCCAGCAGUCCACCUUGGGCCCGCAAAACGUGCAAGCCUGUUCCCUGAAUGUAUGCUGCACGGACGGACAACAACUUAUUUCCGUGCGCCUGCGCAACCACGCGAUCGAGAACCCUCCGUCAUUGUACUACAGCACCAGCGCAGGCGUGACGCUGAACAGGAAAUACCCGGACCAUCCCGACGCCGGGGUCGAUAACCCAAACCCGAGUAAGAGCGCGGCGGAGCAUGGCAAACACGUGAUUGUGGCAAGCGAGCCGACCACUUACAAAAUUGAAGAGUGGAAUGUCAUUGAGAAGAACCAUGCCGUGUUGGUGGACAGGGAGGGCAAUUGUACCGAGCAGAAAGUGGAUAUACCCGAGAAGUUGCUGGCACAGGCGGCCACGGGGAACCAUUUUUAG